This is a messenger RNA of Archocentrus centrarchus (flier cichlid), 2742 nucleotides long. It is a transcript of the gene mpp4b, whose product is annotated as MAGUK p55 scaffold protein 4b. Gene Ontology annotation, molecular function: protein binding. The transcript is spliced from 23 exons. The record is from RefSeq and is a predicted model, not a curated record. Bases 457 to 2355 code for a protein of 632 amino acids. NCBI's taxonomy places the organism in Eukaryota, Metazoa, Chordata, Actinopteri, Cichliformes, Cichlidae.
UGGGUAAUCCUCAGAGUAACGGAGGAUACAUGUAGAGCCCUUCUCUGUGCGUGCUGCUAAAAGCUGAAAGAGUUAAGAAGAUUUAGCAGCUCCACAGCAACCAGCCAGCCGGUGAGGGAGGAACAGGCUUCCGGUGGCCAGAGGCAGGCGGCUCACUUGCUCUGGAUUAAGUGGGAUCGGGAGAGAUUACAGCCCUCCCUCUCUCUCUCUCUCUCUCUCUCUCUCUCUCUCUCCCCCGUUCAGCUCGAUGAAAGUGUAGCGCUCUGUCCACUCUCCCAGGAAUAUUUUCCCAUCAUAUCGACAUUUACCUGCUGCUGUGCUGGAGCUGCAACCUGCAGGAGGAGGAGGGUAACGGCGCAGCGAGUCCCCCCCUGAGGCUGCAGGUGUAGCGGUUACUGCCCGUCCUGGUGAGCGGUCAGCAGGUGGUUGGGGUCGAGGGUCAGGUGUUCGGUGACCAUGAGGCAGGCGGUCGAGGCUCAGGUGUUAAACCCGCACUGUGAGCUGGGAGAGCACGGUCUGCGUCAGAUCCUGUCGGACGUCAUAGAGGAGGUGAGGCAAUCUGUGAGCCAGGACAUCGACGGAGCAGAGAUCCUCCACAGUCUGCUCAACGCCGCCUGGCUCCACUCGCUGCUCAAGGUUUAUGAGUGUCUGCAAAGAUAUCUGAGAGAUUCUCCUGCCCCGGCUCUGGAUUACGCUUCAGGUCUCUCGCUUGAGGUGCUGAUCGAUAUCAGGUCGUUACCGAGCUGCUCUGAAGAGGCCAUAGAGCUAUACCGUCUCCUGCAACAGCCGCACCUGCAGGCUCUUCUCUCGGCUCAUGAUACAGUAGCCCUGAAGGACUAUGAACCGGUGCUGCCGCCGAUGCCGGAAGACCUGCCGGACGAUGAGGAGGCCACCCGGAUCGUCUGCCUGGUGAAGAACAAACAGCCUCUGGGAGCAACUAUAAAGAGAAACGAGAUCACAGGGGAGAUUUUUAUAGCUCGGGUGAUUCAUGGAGGGCUGGCAGAUCGAAGCGGUCUGCUUCAUGCAGGGGACCGGAUCAUAGAGGUCAACGGUUUUCCUGUGGAUGGGAUGGAGCCUGAGCAAGUCAUCCAAGUUGUGCAAGCUCGGUCACAAGGCACCAUCAUGUUUAAAGUCAUUCCCAUCACAGAAAGGCCGAUUCACAAUCAGACCAUGUUGUAUGUGCGGGCCAUGACCGACUACAGCCCUCAGCAGGACCCGACCAUCCCCUGCGCCGACGCCGGCAUGAGCUUCAGAAGAGGAGACAUCCUGGAGAUCGUGGAUCAGACAGACACCCUGUGGUGGCAGGCAAAGAAACUCCCGAGCAACACGGCAUGUGCCGGCCUCAUUCCCUCCACCAGCCUGCUCAAACGUAGGAAGCAGAGGGAGUUCUGGUGGUCUCAGCCUUACCAGCCACACACCUGCAUACAGACCUUGAGCACUGUGGAGGAAGAGGAAGACCUGAUGGCCAUUGAUGAGAAAUGUGUGGAAGCAGACGAGGAGGCGUUUGAAUCUGAGGAGCUCCGAGAAGAGGAUGACGACUUCAGCAGUAACAUUGAAGGAAUAUAUUUAGCGGGCUUUAGGCGCAGCAUGCGCCUGUGUCGGCAGCGGGCUCACAGCACCACCCAGCCAUCCUACCACACCCGCUGCCCCAGCAGUUCCUGCACUGGCCUCAACAGCCCCUACGAGGAGGUGGUUCGCUACCAGCGCCACCCAGAGGAUGUACACCGCCUCAUCGCCCUCUUAGGUCCGUCUGGUGUAGGUGUAAAUGAACUUCGAAGGCGCUUGGUUGAGAUGAACCCAAACAUCUUCCAGGGACCAGUGCCGCACACUACGAGAGCACCAAGAGGGUACGAGGAGUCCGGCAGAGAAUAUUUCUUCAUUGGCCGGGAAGUCUUUGAGAGCAUGGUUUAUCAUAACAGGUUUCUGGAGUACGGUGAGUACAAAGGGAACAUGUACGGCACCAGCAUCCAGUCCACGAGGGACGUUUUAAACAGCGGAAAGAUCUGCGUCAUCGACAUCGAGCCCAACGCCCUUCAGGCAGUGAGGACACACGAACUGAGGGCCUACGUCAUCUACGUGAAGCCUCCGCCUCUGGAGCGCCUCAGGGAGACGAGACGAGACGCGUACAUCACCACCAACUACUACGUCAACCGACCGUUCAAAGACGAAGACUUCCAGGAGAUGGAGGAAGCAGCCCGGAAGAUCGAGUCAAACUACUGGCAGUUCUUUGAUCAUGUGAUCGUCAACGAUGAGCUGCAGGACUCCUGCGUCCAGCUGCUGACGGCGGUGAUGAAGGCGCAGGACGAGCCUCAGUGGGUCCCUGCCAGCUGGAUCCGACCUACUGCCGAUUCCUAGGUCACAGCAGUGACAUAUAUACAUUUUUUAUUGUACAGAUUUAAAAAAUGUAAAAUCAGUGGUUGCUUUUCUAAAUAUGCUGAUCUUUGUGUAUGUGUGUGGCGCGCAUGCGCUGGUCUUUAAGUCUCUUCAAAUCCCCGAAGAUGAAAUGAAGCUGGACUGGAGCCCAAAGAAAUCCCUGAAUCUGUGUCAGUUCUGCCACAGUUGUGUUUUUUCAGUCAGCAGUAACACAUUCAGCUUUCAGUGUUUCUAACUCUUCAUUGCAAGAUGCCUGCAGGACUUUCACAUGCUGUGCAUGCAGCUUGAAUUCAAACAAAACUGGUUCAUUUCCUGCCCUGCGCCCUCCUCUUCUGCACAGAUCUCCAAUAAAGGAUGUGAAGCUGUAAA